AUGCCGCCUCUACAUAGCCCGCGUAGCUUUGCGCGAGAUCUCACCGUAUCCCCCUUGCGACUACAGCUCCGACGCCUAGCCCCCCUCCGCGAGGUCUCUCUUUUCCCCAGAGCCGCGACAAAUGUCAAUUCGGUUCCAGAGGGGUAUGGACGGACGCCCAGCGGACCCGACCCAGGGGCGGUCGUAGGCAUCGUGCUCGGCUCCAUCGCGGGCUUCAUACUGCUGCUGUGGGUGAUAUACUGGUGCGUGAACUUGGGCAACCCUACGAUCAUCGAGGAGGGGUCGGUGACCGGGGCUUCCGCGUCCGUGGUGUCGUACCGGUCGCGACCGCGGGUGCACCGGAAGCGACGCAGCCACUACUCGCGAUCGCCGCACCGGCGGGAGAAGAUCGAGAUCACGCGGCGCAGCAUACCCAUCGUCGUGCCCUCGCCGUCGGCUUCGCUGGGGCCCAACGAGAUCAUCGUCGAGGAGCACAGAUCGAGGUCCAGAACGAGGUCGAGGUCCCGGCCUCGCUCUUUAUCGAGGAGCGUGAGCCGGCCGCGGCCCGUCCAUCAUCACCACCGACCCCCGACCACGCCUAGCGCGCCGAGGACGAUGAGCGGGGACGACGAGAUCGUGGUCCUCGAGGAGCACACGCCACCGAGGCGUCGCGAGAGCAGGGGCCACAGGCGCAGGAGUAGCGGCGGAAGGUACAGAGACCCCGACACUCGCAGGUUUACGGGGGGCGAGGGGUCGUCGCGGGAUAGAAGUCGGAGGCGGAGUAGCCCGAGACGGUGA
This is a messenger RNA of Durotheca rogersii, 777 nucleotides long. RefSeq lists its product as uncharacterized. The transcript has a single exon. Lineage: Eukaryota; Fungi; Ascomycota; Sordariomycetes; Xylariales; Xylariaceae. The record is from RefSeq and is a predicted model, not a curated record. Bases 1 to 777 code for a protein of 258 amino acids.